AUGGCAGAGCCGUUUAACUUUGAGAAAAAUGAAAGCAAGCUUCCACUGCAUGAUUCGUUAAGAAGUCCAGGAGGACAUCCUAACUUCAGGUUAAAAAGCCCAGAGAGUAGAAAUAAAAAGAACAGUUUUUUGCUUUGUGGACAAACCAAGCCGUAUCUGGCAAGUCAAGACGAUACUUCCGUGCCUUCAAGCCCCGGUAGUCUCGAUGGAGAAGGGGUUGGAUCUAAAGGAGACAAGAAGACAUUGCCAACAGGAAAUUCACUGUCACCAUUAAAUGUUGGGAAUAAUUCACCAGCCAAAGAUGGACUUGCUAAACCUAAUAGUAAUGUGAUUCUGGCAAAGUCAAAAAAGGUGCACAAGCCACUUGGGAACUCCUUCUCUAUAAACAGCCCGGCUCUCUUCAGCUCCUUGACCCCGCCUCUUCGGUCCACAACUUGCCAUCGGUGUGGCCUUUUCGGCUCGCUGAGGUGUUCGCAGUGCAAGCAGACGUACUACUGCUCCACGGCGUGCCAGAAGAGAGACUGGUCAGCACACAGCAUCGUGUGCAAACCUGUGCAGCAGAGUUUCCACAAACCUGAAGGCAAUACUUCACCAUUUGAAACCAAGAACAUGGAAGUGAAAAAUGAGAGUGAUUAUCCACUUGGAGUUCCUAAAGAAAUAACCCAGUGCCCUGAGAAAAUAAUGUUUUCUGAUUUGAGAAGUCUGCAGCUCAAGAAAGCUAUGGAAAUAAAGGGCACAGUGACUGAGUUCAAACACCCAGGUGACUUUUACGUGCAGUUGUAUUCUUCGGAGGUUUUAGAAUAUAUGAACCAACUUUGUACCAGCUUGAAGGAAACGUACGCAAAUCUGCUUGAAGAAGAUUACAUUCCUGUCAAGGGGGAAGUUUGUGUUGCCAAGUACUCUGUUGACCAGACCUGGAACAGAGUCGUCAUACAGGAUGUCGACCUGAUGCAGAAGAAGGCGCAAGUCCGAUAUAUCGAUUAUGGAAAUGAAGAGAUGAUCCCAGUGAACAGACUUUACCAACUAAACAGAAACAUUGACUUGUUCCCUCCUUGUGCCAUAAAGUGCUUUGUGGCCAAUGUUAUCCCAGCAGAGGGGAGUUGGGGCAGUGAAUGUGUCAGAGCGGUCCGACCCCUGUUAUUGGAGCAGUUCUGCUCCUUAAGGAUCAUGGACAUCUCAAAAGAGGAAACACUCACCUUUGCUGUAGAUGUCACACUGUCCAGUUCAGGGAAACUCUUUGACGAUGUGCUUGUAGAAAUGGGCUAUGGCCUGCAACCCAAGAAGCAAGGUGAAGAUCACAACAAUUCCGAAGAUGUUGGAAAACUUACAACUGAAGACAAAGUUGUAGUCGUCAGGAAUGACUUAAUCCCCAAAGUGUUGGCCUUGAAUGUGGGGGAUGAGUUCUGUGGUGUGGUGGCCCACGUUUUGACUCCAGAAGACUUCUUUUGUCAGCAGCUACAGAGUGGCCAUAAGCUGGCUGAGCUCCAGGCAUCCCUUAGUGAGUACUGCAGUCGAGCGUCUCCACGCUUUGAUUUUUUCCCAACCAUUGGUGAUAUCUGCUGUGCUCAGUUCUCAGGAGUAAAACCAGCAUUAGGAGUUUGGACUCCAGAAUCGAUUUGUCUAAUGAAAAAACUUGUGCAGAACAAGAUGAUAACAGUGAAAGUGGUGGACCAGUUGGAGAGCAGUUCUCUGGUGGAGCUGACGGAUAAGUCUGUGACGCCUCACAUCACCAUUCGGAAUGUUCUCAUAGAGGCUGGCUUUGCCACAGGAGAGAAGGAAAUGUUGCCAGUUAAAGCCAGUGACCUGAAAGAAGUCAGUGUUCCUUUAAGUUCAGAAGCCAAAGCCACUCCUUUGGAGUGGACGUGGGUUGAACUUGAUGUUGACCAAACAGUAGACGUCAUGGUCUCUAUGGUCUACAGUCCUGGGGAGUUUUAUUGCCAUGUGCUGAAAGAGGAUGCGCUAAUUAAACUCAAUGAUUUGAAUAAAUCGCUCGCGGAAUACUGCCAGCAGAAGUCACCGAAUGGUUUUGAGGCACACGUAGGGCAACCUUGUUGUGCUUUCUUUGCAGAUAUACAACCUCGAAGCAGUCACUGGACCAAAGAAGCCACCGCUAGAUUUCAGAUGUGUGUCGCCGGGCUCAAACUCAACGCCAGAGUAGUCGAAAUCACGGAAGAUGGCAUGGGAAUGGAGCUCACUGACCUUUCCACUUCCUACCCCAAAAUCAUCAGUGAUAUUCUGAUUGAUGAGGAGCUGGUUUUAAUGGCCAACUCGCCACUGAAAAACUUGACAAGUAACAGACCUGAGAGUAAAUGUGAUCGUAAUUGUGAUCUUCAAGUUUAUGCCCAGAGGCCUCAGGCCGUCUUUUCUGCUCAACAGUGGAGGACAGUAGAAUUGCCAGUUAAUAAGACCAUCCAAGCAAACAUCUUAGCAGUCAUGAACCCAAACUUGUUCUAUGCUUUGCCAAGUGAGAUACCAGAAGACCAGGAGAAGUUCUGUGUACUGACAGCUGAACUGGUGGAAUAUUGCAGAGCUCAGAGGAGCCCGCUGAACUAUACUCCUCGAGUCGGAGAUGCAUGUUGUGCCAGAUACACAAGUGAUGAUCUGUGGUACCGAGCCAUUGUUCUGGAGACUUCUGAUAUGACAGUGAGAGUGCUGUAUGCGGACUAUGGGAACAUGGAAACUCUGCCCUUGUCUAGGGUACAGCCUAUCACCGCCCCGCACCUGGAGCUUCCUUUCCCGAUCAUCAGGUGUUCCCUGGAAGGACUAAUGGAAUUGAAUGGAAGCUGUUCUCAGUUAAUAAUAGAGCUGUUAAAAAAUUUCAUGUUGAACCAGAAUGUCAUGCUUUCUAUAAAAGGAAUUAAUAAGAAUGUCCACACAGUGUCCGUUGGAAAAUGUUCCGAGAAUGGGCCUGUUAAUAUUGCCAAUAAGCUGGUGUCUGGUCUGGCAGAAGACAUCACCUCUAAGAAUCAAAGCGCUUUUAACAAAGAGAAGCAGUGCAGGACAGACUGCUGCUGUGCAGACUUACAGAAACAGGUUGAGAAACAUGAGAAGGUUCUUCGCUUUCUCUUAAACACCCCAACCAAUCAGAAGAGGUUUAUCGAAAUGGAAAAACUGGAUCCCUCUGCCCGUCGCUCCGCCCCCGGGAGCGUGCCCCUGGCUCCCCUGCGCCCCUUCCGCACCCCGCGGCGAGAACACAGGUGCCCCACGUGGCGCGCCCUGCUCCUGCGCGCCCCCUGCCCGCACAAGCCGUGUGCAGGCGGCCCGGGAGACUCGGUGCAGCGCCCUGAGCAGCCAGGGCACCUGGAGGGGUGCAGGGCCGUGGUGCCCAGCGGCGUGCGCUCUUUUUUGUCUGCGCCCGACCUGAACUCUCGUCAAGGUGCCUUCCCGGAAGAGGCGUCCUCAGCAGAGCGCACCGCCUGGGGCGCGCACAGGUCCCAAGCUCGCGGCGCGGCCGAGCCCACCUUCUUCAGGCGAUGA
Molecule: messenger RNA, 3477 nt
Organism: Elephantulus edwardii (Cape elephant shrew)
Lineage: Eukaryota; Metazoa; Chordata; Mammalia; Macroscelidea; Macroscelididae
Gene: TDRD1
Product: tudor domain containing 1
Exons: 23
Coding region: 1-3477 (1158 amino acids)
Source: RefSeq, a predicted model, not a curated record